This is a messenger RNA of Drosophila bipectinata, 2546 nucleotides long. RefSeq names its product Homocysteine-induced endoplasmic reticulum protein (gene Herp). NCBI's taxonomy places the organism in Eukaryota, Metazoa, Arthropoda, Insecta, Diptera, Drosophilidae. The record is from RefSeq and is a predicted model, not a curated record. Gene Ontology annotation, molecular function: protein binding. Gene Ontology annotation, biological process: endoplasmic reticulum unfolded protein response.
AAACAGAAUCUACUUGUUUUCCAACACCCCCAACAUACUUGAGCGACUGCGGAACAUUUGCUCCGUUUCAUAAUCAAUAAUUCUCUCCUCGCAGCUGCAACAAAAAAAUAUAUAGAAAAACAAAAACAAAACAGCUGGCCGACCAAACAAAUAUUCGACAAUCGGAACCAAAAUCAAACGUCAAAAUCUCUGUAAAUUAGAAGAAAAAUAGCAGCGAGCGAAGAAGGAAGUGGCAGCGCAGUCAACAGCGAACAGCGAAAAGAAAACAGUGGCUGUCAGAAGUGUGUGUCCGCCGCGCAACAGUAGAAGCAAAACAACAAAACCACCACACCACUCGAUCCGAUCAGCUCGGGGCCAUUAAUUAGCGUUAGAAAGUGUGUGCUCGUGUGCGCUCUGCUCUGGUCCGGGGGGAGGGGUCAGCAAGUCAUGGAUGACACCGCAGCCCCCGCAGCCGCAUCGCCCGCCGCCGCCACGGCCGCGGGCUGCGAUGCUGCUCGCCAAAAAAUCGUCGAAACUGUGGCGGCCACCAGCAGCUCCAGCUCCAGCUCCAGUGUGCGUCUCGUAAUCAAAUCAUCCAACCAGCAAUACGAUGAUCUGAAUGUGGAUAGUGACCUCUGCUGGACGGUGCAGCGGCUGAAGAAGCAGCUCUCUCUGGUGUAUCCUGGCAAACCGGACGUUCGCGAUCAGAAGCUGAUUUACUCGGGAAAACUGCUAGACGACUCCCAGAAGAUUUCAGAAGUGAUACGAAGCUACAAGGAUGUCUACCAGCAGCAUCACAUCUUUCAUUUGGUCUGUGCCAGCAACAAUAUCACAAAACCGCCAGUUCAGCCGACUACUCCGGCCUCGAAGGAUGCGUUGCCAGCGCGCCAGGAGGUUAACGCCUCGAAUUCCGCCAAUGAGCUGCGACAACGCCAUCCCACAAAUCCGCAGCAGCAGCAGCAGACGGUACCAUCGACGGCCGCCAGUGCUGCAUUAGGCCAGAGUCCGGCCCAUAGUUGGUACCAAUACUGGCCGCAGAGUCAAGUUCCAGCUGCACCCAGUUCCAAUGCCCAUGCCAAUCCCCAUGCACUGUUCCAGCAGCAUGCGCUUAUGUACAAUGCCUGGAUGCAGCAAGUGUACGUCCAGUACAUGCAGGAGUUAACUAUGCGAUCGUCCCUUGGAGGUUCCGGCAACGCUCCUGUGGCACCGCCAAUACCAUUUAUGCCGCAAUUCCCCAUGAUGGGCCCACCUAUGUUUGCGGAGGCACAGGAUGCGGCUGGAGCAGCUAGCGCAUCCGCGGCAUCAGCAGCGCCAGCUCCGCCUCCAGAGGCGCCAGUAGCACAACCGGCAGCAGCACCACCGGCCAACCGACCAAACUUUCCACACAUCCAGGAAGAGCCAGAGAUGCGCGACUGGCUAGAUAGUUUCUUUAGCUUCACACGGCUUGCUAUUUUUGUGACAGUACUGUACUUUAACUCCUCGCCGUUGCGUUGCAUGCUGGUGAUACUCAUUGCUGGAGCAAUCUAUCUUUACCACAUUGGAAUCCUUCGACGACGUCGCGAACGAAACAAUAAUAACAUCAACCGGAACAACAAUGCAGACGAUGCGGCCGCCUUUGCUGCUGUGCAGCAAAUCCAGCGAAUGAUGGACGCGGCAGUGGAACGAGAAAACAACGAUCCGCAGGCGGCCAAUGAUCCUCAGGCUGCUGCAGCUGGUCAAGAUGCCCCCGAUGGUCCUGUUGUGGACCCAGCAACAGGUGCCAAUCCCUCGGAUCCGGCUGCCAUGUCUGCCGAAGCCGUGGCCGUAGAACCACCAAAUGCCAAUAACUCUGUGAUUUCCGUUGUGCGCACCUUUGUCAUCACCUUUUUCACGUCGCUGCUGCCCGAGGCGCCGGCGCUGUAGAGAACCCGACUGGGUACUGGAACCAGUGGAAGCAGCUUUACACGAGUUUAUCCCGUCUAUCUAUCCGUAAUCAAAAAUCUAAUUCCAAUUAUCCUUUUGGUAUUGCCUACCUCUAAGCGUAGCAGACCUGUAAACACACACAAUUUGUUUUACUAGCUGUAAUGAUAAUGUAUAUUUAUUUUCCGUGUGUGUCUGAGUGCAGCUUCAUUUUCCCGUGGCCGCGACUCCAGUUUAGCUUCUAGAAGUUUAGAUAUCUAAGAAAGUAACCUGUUUUUUGAUGUGAAUAUAAAACGAUAGAGAUGAUUAUCUCCCCAGGAUCGGGGAGCGAUACCAAGAUGCAAUUACAAAUAAAACGUAUGCUUUAACACCAAAAAAUAACGAAAUUGUAAUGUGGUGUUUACAAAAGUGCAAAUCUUUCUAGCAAAAAUUGUAAAGAAAGAUGUGAAAUUCGACACAAUUUUACAUUCUAGUAAGUAGCUAUAAGUUGUUGUAUCAGAGACCGUAAAUAAUGGAACCCAUUAACAAAAAUCUAUGUAUUUAGAAAACUUGUAUAAGAUGAUGAUUUAUACCAGUAGACUGCUAUUUGAAUAACCAACUAUGAUUUUUCGAACUGUUAAACAUUUUCUUAUAUUUCUCAAUAAAAACUUUGUAAUUUAAGUGCAAAA